Molecule: messenger RNA, 2452 nt
Organism: Dufourea novaeangliae
Lineage: Eukaryota; Metazoa; Arthropoda; Insecta; Hymenoptera; Halictidae
Exons: 4
Coding region: 238-2397 (719 amino acids)
Source: RefSeq, a predicted model, not a curated record
UGAAGUACAAUAACCGUUAGAUUAAAUAAGGAAUUAAUCAGUGCGGCAGUAACAUUCGAUCUUCGUGCUAUUCCGUCUUUUGGACAAUAGUAUAAGAUCAUUAUAUUCUUCGUUGAUCGAUAUUAAAUAGAAUUUGUUUUCGAAUUAAAGGACAACUCGCGUAAUUCGGUUAGCAGACGAUUCUUUUCAUCGGCCAUAUCAGAAAUGUGUAGAAACCAAGAAAGGGAUUGUGGCUGAAUGCCUCAAUAUUUGAAAAUGAACGGCAACGAUAUAUCAAGAUUAUCGUACAAGGAAUUGCAGGCCUUAGCUCUAAGAUAUCGUGUACCAGGUAACAUUAAGAAGAAACUCUUGGUUAAAGUGUUGCAAGCCGCGAAAGGCGGAAAUGAAAACGAAGUUGGCAGACUACUGCAGGAUCUUAAGCAAAAUCGCAGGAGGAAAGUAAGAAAAGUGAAAAGCGGAAAAAUUCUCGGGUUAACCUCCACACCAUUACAUAGUCCUGAUUACGUUAUGGCUGAUGAUUAUUACUGCCCACAACAGCAACCACCUUAUCAGUGGGUUGGUGCAGAAGAAGAGAUUGUAAGUAGAGAUGAUGAUAAUAGAAUUACCCAUUAUGAAGAGUUUAAACAAUUUUUGUUAAAAAGAAUACAGAGGGACUUUCAGACAUAUGAUGCAAACAACAAUCAAAUACAAGAUUCAAAUAUUGUAGAUUUAAGAACAGCAACUGUUUCAUCUGAUGUACAGAAAGAUCCCUUAGAUAAUAUCAAUUGUACCAGAUCUAACAUAAUUGCUGUUAAUAAUGCAGAUUCAUUUGUAUAUCAACCCAAUGAUCAUGUUGAAUAUCAAACAUUAGAAGAUACAAACAACAACGUGCAAGGAUCUAUACUCUUGAAAAAAAUGCUACAAGCACCAGUUGGUGCAAACUUGGGUGAAAUAGCUAGUCCAGUGAUUGGUGGCUAUCGACUUUGGACCAUGGAUCAGUAUCAGUCUAAUAAUUUAUUAGAUAAUUCUGAUACUUUAACAGCUGAAUCAGACAAUGAGGAUAACGAGGAAAAUUUUGAGAGUAAUACAGAGUGUUAUGGACUUUUAAGUGGUAUUAAGGAAGAAUAUUUAUUAAAUGAACCAACUUUUGUAAGAAAUGUAGAAGAGAUUGGUCAACAGAUAUCAAAUGUGUUAACAAAUGAGCAUGUUAAUCAAUAUAAAUAUUCUUCUACAAAUGUGGAUAUGCAUCAAGAUUAUGACAAUUGGACCAUCACCAAUGUUAUGGAUGCAGCACAAGCAAACUGUGCAUCAGCAGAUGUUGAAUCCUCUAAAAUAUUUCAAACAAUGUAUUAUGAUAAUAUAGGUACUGAUUCUUUAAAUAAACCUAUAAGUAAUGAGGGUCUAACAUGUCAAUAUCGUAUGACUGAAAAUGCACAUACUUACAAUUCUAAUCAAAACCUAUUGAAUUUAAAUGCAACAGAAGAAAAUUCAUGUUAUGAAACAAAUAUCAUACCGAGUGCACAGUCUGAUUCAUCUAACACGUAUUACUUACAAAACCUAAUUAAGUAUAGUUCAGAAAGUAAUGCAGAGUAUUUACAAAAUACACAUUCGUUUUCAAAUGCAAACAUAAAUCAGGACACAUACACAUCUACCAUUUCACAAGCAUUUUCUAACAACAAUCACUAUCAUUCUCAUCUCCCAUAUGAAUAUCCAGGUUCAUACAACAAUCAAGGAAACAUUCCAUUAGCAGGUACCCUAGAACAACAGACACAAAACUGUAGUUCCACAGUACAAUCUGAAUCUAAUAUUAACAAAAAUAUAUCAAGUACAGUAGAUAAGGUACAAACAAAUGGAAUACUAAACCCGUUCUGGCCAAAAAAAUGUUCAAAAAUUCCGGCGGAUCCGAUUCUGGAAAAUAUUUUAAAUCUCAUCAGUACUAAACGCAUAGAUUUAUCAAAAUUGGAUCAAACGUCUUGCGUAUAUUGUUACAUAGCGCCUAUCGCGACGCACAGGCCGGUAUCAUCGAACGCGACUUGUUCCCAAAAAGAAAAGUUUGUUGCGGAAUUCAGGCAACAUUCUUUUUCCCCCUAUUGGUUACUCUAUAACGAUACCUCGUGUGGCAUGCGUAUGGCCAAUUUACAAACAAAAUUCGGAGAAACCACGGCAUAUGAUACCCGAAUAUUGCGAACAUCGACACCAAACAGUAAUUCCGAUUUACGAGAGUCAAUCGCCGAAAGCGAAGAUUCCAUUCCCGAAAUUUGGACACAAAACUAUACGAAUUACGAAACGAUCGCAGAAAAAGAUGCAAAUAUAUGCGAAGAUUUAAACGUUGAAGAUACAGAUUGUCUAUUCUCAGUAAUAAAUACUGAGCCAUUGGUCAAUCAAGUAGAUGAUGUCUCUAAGAGCCAGACUCAAUAAGAAAAGAAAUAUGUACUGCUGGUGGUACAUUAAAUUGUAUGUAGCAUGUAUUCAA